GCUAAGAUUGAGCUAUACUCAACUCACCACAUUAUAUUCCUCUCUCUCUCUCUCCCUCUCUCUCUCUCUCUUCUGGGCAUAGACACAUACAUACAAUGGCAGAUAUUCUUAGUGAAGAACAGAUUGUUGACUUCAAAGAAGCCUUUGGCUUGUUUGACAAAGAUGGAGAUGGUUGCAUUACUGUUGAGGAACUUGCCACUGUGAUCCGUUCAUUGGAUCAGAACCCAACUGAAGAAGAGCUUCAAGAUAUGAUUACUGAGGUUGAUGCUGAUGGCAAUGGAACCAUUGAAUUUGAUGAGUUCUUAAACUUGAUGGCCAAGAAAAUCAAAGACACUGAUGAUGCAGAGGAGGAACUCAAAGAGGCUUUCAAGGUUUUUGACAAAGAUCAAAAUGGUUUCAUAUCAGCCAGUGAGUUGAGACAUGUAAUGAUAAAUCUAGGUGAAAAGCUAACUGAUGAAGAGGUGGAACAGAUGAUCAAAGAGGCAGAUUUGGAUGGUGAUGGUCAAGUUAACUAUGAUGAAUUUGUCAAGAUGAUGAUGGCCGUUAGAUGAAAUUAAUAAAAUUUCCUCAUCAUAAAUACAUAAUUUUUUUUGUUAUAUUCAAAAUUCAUUUGGCUUUAAUUUAUAGUUUAUUAUUCCGAUUUCCAACCUAGUUUCCCUCACACGAAAAUAAGUUAGUUAGUUAGUUUAAUUUAAUUCAAUUCGUGUGUAUUUUCUGCCUUUACUUGUUGUAGUGGUUUCCUCCCAUGUUGUGAAUGAAUGACCAAGCUUUUAGAGUGACUUCCCCUGCCACAACAAACCUACAUUUCUUUCAUUUGUUCAACUCCAACUUGUAGCUUUUCUUUCAAUUCUAGUUCAGCAUUAUUGUUUA
Messenger RNA from Arachis ipaensis, 870 nucleotides. RefSeq names its product calmodulin-5/6/7/8. The record is from RefSeq and is a predicted model, not a curated record. Gene Ontology annotation, molecular function: calcium ion binding. Gene Ontology annotation, cellular component: myosin II complex. NCBI's taxonomy places the organism in Eukaryota, Viridiplantae, Streptophyta, Magnoliopsida, Fabales, Fabaceae.